This is a messenger RNA of Vitrella brassicaformis, 2526 nucleotides long. NCBI's taxonomy places the organism in Eukaryota, Vitrellaceae. The record is from the annotation of a GenBank genome assembly.
GGCCGUGUGUGUACGUUCAUGUGGUUGCUGUGCUGGGAGGGGACUCACUCAUUCACUCUCCCCAAAGCAAGCAACAAGCAUUCUUCUGUCUGUCUGUGUCGGUCUGUCUGUCUGUCUGUCAGAAUCCAAUCCACCCCCACCAUCCAUCACAUGUAUGUUGUGUAAAAGCCCUCAAUUGGUCACUCACUGUACAAGACAGACAGACAGACAGACAGCUAUGAAGGUAGGUAGGUAGGUAGCUGGCACACACCUAGUGGGAAGGAAGGGACAAACAGCGGGUCGGCACAUCGGUACGUACGUCCACCUAGGUACCUGUCUACCCGAGCUGGCUGGACUGACUGGUCCACACCGAUAAACCCUCUCUCUCUCUCUCUUUCUCGCCCUCUCCGCCCAUCCAAGCGAGCAGCACGGUAGGUACCCUGACGCACUCAAGUCACACUGCAACAAAACGGCACUCACCCCGCCCCGCCCGACCCACACCCGCAAUCACACACACUUUCACAACGUGGGGUAAAAAUCCCAGUAGAGCAGCCAGCCGGCCAGCCCGCCGGCCACGUCCGGCUAUAUGUACACUCACCCACUCCCUCUCGGCUCUCCCGUAUUCACUCACUCAGUCACUCCCCUGUCUGUCUGUGUGGCGCUCGCCACAGGUUCCCCUACUGCUACACGAGCGGCACUGGCGCCUCUCUUCUCGUCCUGAGGCUGGUGGCCGUUGGGCCGCUCGGUUGUCGGUGGCUUCUGUUGGUCGAUGGGCGCAACAAGCGACCCCGUGUGUGCGUCGGCAGCAGGGACAGUGGUGUUUGCUGCUGCUGCUGCUGCUGCUGUUGUUGUCGCGCUUGUGUUUGGCUUCUGAGCGCGGCUGUGAGACUCGAUGAACUCAUCCCACCUGGCCACACACACAGCAGAGAGAAAUCAAACACAUGGGUGGGUGAGUGGCACGCUGCGCUGCUCGUGUGUACCGACCGACCGUUUGGCGGCCUCCUUGGAGAAGGUCCGCCAGGAUGCCUGUGCUUGGGUGGCGCUGUGGGCGAGCGCCGUGCGGGCAUCCUUUUGAACUGAACAGACAGACAGACAGACAAACCAACAGCAGACCAAUCAGUGAGUGAGUGAGCAGUGGUGUGUGCGCGCGUGCGUAUGUGUGUGGGUGCUCACCCGUCCCAUCUGCAAGUUUCUUCCAUGUGGUCUGGACGUUCUGCGAUAUCUGGUGCCGCUCGUCGAAGGCCUGCAGCUUGUCCAGCAUCUUGUGCUGACGCGACAGACAGGCAUCACACAAAAAGCGUAUGUCACGUAUGGUAUGCGUGUGCCACGAAAAAAGCGGGCUAACCUGUUUGUCCAAGUCUUCGAAGCGCUUGAAGGCGCGCUCAUACACUUUCCACGCCUGAUGAAUAUGACCACAGCAUACACACGCAGAGAGAGAGAGAGGGAUCGAUCUUUACACCCAUUCUCGCAAAGGCCGCGCGCCGGCAUGUGCGUGCACACACUCACCCUGAAUUUCAUCUUGAGGUCUUCCACGAGAUAUCUCCACUGGUAGAAGGCCAACACGAACAGACGGCCCGUCGCGCGCACCCAACGCGACACCCUGCACACACACGUCCCCCAACAAGAAGACAAAGAGGUGUGCUGACGUGUGUUGUCUGCCCCAACAAAAUCUCUACUUCGGACCUGCCAGGUUUGUCAUAGUUGUUGAUCGCCCACACCAACCCGAUCGCCGCACCCAGCCAGCCCCGCUGCAGCAGCUGGACCCACACACGGACAACACGUGGAUGUGACGGUGCAGGUGUGUAAAUCGGUUCUCUUACCCCCUUUGAUACAAUAAGUCCGAGCAGUGCCCCCGCCACACUGCAUGCUGCCAGCAGCUGCUCCUCGUACGGAAUCGACAGCUAAACGAGCGAGCCAUCAAUGAGUGAGUGCACUGCCAACAUUUGGCUGGUAGAUAGAUCGUGGAAUGGGUGUGUGUUUGCUGACCAGCUGUAGCAGCUCAGGCGGGACGACUCGCUGACGCAUGCUGCUGUCCAUUGUAGCGCCGCCCUUCCCACCACUGCACUCGGCACACACUCAGACAGAGAAACAAAGAUACAUGGGAAGGUCGUUAGGGUGUGGUGUGCCCACGCGGCCGCCCACCUGCUCUCUGCGGCCACAGCUGCCUUGGUUGCGAUGGCGAGCAGCUUCUGCUGCUGCACUUGCUGCUCCUUGAGCUGUCGCUCCAGCUCCUCUAUACGCACCCUCAGCUUUCCCGCCUCGCUCUCAGGUUCAGAAGCGGCGUGCCGGCCUCCUUUCUUGGACAUCAUGACGUGCACCAUCGGCCGCCGGCUGAUCCACGGCAGGGGUCUGCAUGGCUGGAAGGCUGGCGAGUGGUGCAGGGGGGCUGUGCUGGCGAGUGAGAGGCACAUGAGCAACAGCACAGUGCUGAUGAAGCGAGUGCCGCAAGGGGAUGAACAAAACGGCGGAUCUUCUUCGCGCGAGGCGUCCUUCGCCUGUCCUGAACCCAUCGUACAUCACAUUAGGGACUACUGCUGACGACUUUUC